This is a messenger RNA of Biomphalaria glabrata, 4792 nucleotides long. RefSeq lists its product as uncharacterized. NCBI's taxonomy places the organism in Eukaryota, Metazoa, Mollusca, Gastropoda, Planorbidae. The record is from RefSeq and is a predicted model, not a curated record. The transcript is spliced from 4 exons. The coding region runs from base 773 to 1297 and encodes 174 amino acids.
UUACACUGUUCAUAUCUUGACACGGCGUGCAGCAGGUGUGUACUACAGACUACACAAUUCAAACAAGCUCCCGCAAUCCACACGUCAAGUCACGGCCAAGUACAGACGAUAAAUCGCCCAAAAGGAUCGGUUUAUAUUUCAGGGAAACUGAAUCGUGAUUCUAUCACUUCCUAGUAGUGGAUUUGUCCAAAUAAAAUCUAGUUCAGCUACCUUGGAUCAAUAACAAUCGAUAAAUCUAAUUAGUGCGCUUGUGUGUGAUAAAGAUAACACACCUGUGACGUAUGAUAUGUGCUCUGCGACUCAGUUAGUUUUUAACUUUGUGCGUACACAAUAUUUCUUUCAAUUAGCGAAUGUUUAAAGGCUCUACAUUGGAUAAAAUUUACAUUGGUCAUUCAGGAAAACUUCUUGCUUGCUUAGUACCUUUAGACUAGUCUAGAUCUAUGUGUAUGUAUUUACCUUUCAUACAGUAAGCAAACGAUAUUCACGUGAUAUUGACAUUAUCGAAUAAAGGCCUAGACUAAUUAGUAAAUAUCUCGAUCUAAUUUGGAUACCUUGUAUUUUAUGUAGAGUUUAAAAUGAGACAGAUACAGAACCAUAUUCAAUUCAAAAUAAAAGUAGUUAGAAAACUAGCUUUGAAGUUUCUGUGCUAAGUUUUUUGGCCUUUAAUUUUUUUGUAGUAUGUUACAGACGAAGAGAUUUAUUUAAAUCUGUAUGUCGCAUUAAGGAUACUGUGUACAUCUCGUUCAAACUGUGAACUGUUUAAAAUAAACCUAUGGAGUUAGGCGGAUGGAGAAACAAUUAUAUAUUUCAAAGAUUGGAAAUUAUUGCCUUGUGGAUUUAUAUCUUUUGGAGUGCAGAGUUUGAUGGUGCCUGGGCAGAGAGGUGCAGGAAGAAGUUCACUGACGCCGACUACUUCCAGGUGUCCCUGAGGGACAGUGACGACGAUGACUACCUCUACACCAACUGCAUGUGGGGAUGCUGCUACACCAGGGAUACGCCGUGCUGCACUGCACCAGUCAGUCUGAUUAUCGGAUGUGCUGUAGGCGGAAUUCUUAUCAUUGCUCUGGCCACCGUGGCCAUCUGUUGCUGCUGGGUUUGUCGGAGACGGAACCAGGCCACUAGGGCGUCCAGGGCCAUGUUUGGCGAGACUCCACGACCAAACGCCAGCGCGCCCGUGGUCUACCGCACAGAUUCAAGUGGGACUGUAGAUCUUCCACCUUAUGCAUUCGAUGCCCCGCCAUCUUAUGAGGAAGUCAUGCGAGGGGAGACAAAUGCUGCAUUUAAACCAGACAGCUAAUCAAGUUUCUUGAAGAGUUGUUUAGUUCCCCUUUUUCACCAAAAUGCACAGCAAAAUAAAAUAUGCAGUACCAAUAACACUCUGGCUCAGGGAAGCUUCCAUCAGUCAGUUGAUUAAAGGAUUGUAAUGUCAAAGAAGAAAAAAAGGUGUCUAUAUAUUUAAAAAAAACAAACUUGCAUUUUUUUGCAUUGGAAUGUUCAAUUGAAUGAAACAUACAGUUCUUAAUUACAUCAAAGUAAUAUGAUUUUUUUUUAGUUUAAAUCUUGCAACUAUUCUCAGAGAGGCUUUUUAUGGUGAUCAACUGUCAGGAAAUUGGAGUAUAUCUUCAGCCAACAAAAGGACUCCAAAGACCAAUCUGUUAAAAAAAAAUGAACUACUUUUUAUGUGCUGAUAAGUUUCAGGCUUACAUGACUUUCAGUAGCAGACUUCAGUUUGAAAGUAGUCCCAGUCUGUGAUAAUAUCAAGAUGUUCUAACUAACACAAUUGUUUAUAUGUCUUUAACAUAAGAUUCAUUUUUUAUGCUGAUUUUGUUAAGUUUCUUUUUCAUUCUUUUUUUUUACUUGUAAAUUUUUUUAUUUUUUUUUUUGUAUGUGUAUUUUACAACUAAUUUGAAAUUUUGUUAACAAAACAAUUAACAGAUGGAAAAUUUAAAAUAUGAAACUCUUUUCUUUCCCGGCUCCCGCGCUACACUAAUGGUGCGCAUCUGAGCACUACUGAACACGACUAGUGGAAGAUAUAUUUAGACAGGAAGAAGGACUGUUGUGAGCCGGCUAGAAGUCAUGGGAGUUUGAACAGUCUGGUGCUGAGUGCUGUCCUGUGUGAUACUAGGAAACUGUGUGGGAGACCUGGAGCGACACUGGGAAGUGUGUCGGUGGUCUGUUCUGUGUUCUGGUAUAAAGUAGGACUCUUAGAACUUAGACAUAUUACUCCCUGUGACUAUAGCAGAAGUCCAAGUCUAACUAGUUACUAUUACCCGUACCAUUUGUCGAUGCAUCAUUUGCAUUUAUCAUAAAUAAAUACAUCGUUUACUCUUGUCAACCUGUCUUUCGUUGAGUGCCUGCCUUAGAGAGUUACAACAAUUAAGUAGAUUUUUAAAAUGUCAUCCUUACUUAAACCAAAUAAUUCUUUGUAUGUGCACUCAGUUAGGUCCAAUUCCAUAUUCCAAGACGUUUGAGCUAGAGUUUGUUAUCACUUUUGAUGAUUUUAUUGCUGAAAUGUUAGUUGCUGAAUAAUUAUUAUGAACAACCUAAACUAAAACAAAUCAUGGUGGAAUUUGAUAUUUGAAAUUUUUUCUUCAGAGUUCAUGUCUGCUCUGACAUCUGCUGAGGAGAUCAUUGAAUGUGCUGGUCACAUGACACCCAUCUUGAACUUUAAACUUUCUUUUCUUAAUGCAUACAUUUUUUUUUCAUGAUUACAUGUAUAAACUGAUGGGUCUAAGUAUUCUGUUUUCUUCAUUUCAUUUUAUUACAAAGUCUUUGAACUAAAUCUGUAAGUCUGAUUAUGUUACUCUAAACUUGUUCAUAUUACAGAUUAAUUUGGAAAAUAUAAGUGCAAAAGGGUUAUCUAUUUACAGAUUGGAUGGUUAAAAGCUGUAUCUAUUGUACAAAAUGAUAUUGUAUAAUUGUUUGAGAAUCAUUGACUUUUAAUUAACAGUAUUCUGAUGCUGCCAUCAGGCCUAUUUGCUUUAAUCAAUUUUGUUGCAAUAACAGUAUAGUUCAUUUUGUAUGUAACAUAUAGCUGUUCAUUUGCGAAAGCAAAAGAUUAUCUACUUUCUGUCUGUCUUGAAAUAAAAUUGUGAAUAACUUGAAUGAUUGAAUUGCUAUUAAUAUUGUGGAAUAUUUGCACAUUUUCUGUUGUUAUGUGUAUAAUACAUCUAUGAUUUCCAUAGCACAACGUAUUGUAUAGUGUACAUUACUUCUACAGAAUGGUUUUACUUAAUUAUUUUCUUGAGGCAAGUAUUUAAAAUUAAACUGAAACAAGAAAAACAUAUAAAAUACUUUUUAAAAAACCCAGAUUGUAUCAAUUAAUUUUGAUCUAGACUAACAAAAAAAAAAGACAUUUAUACAAUAAAAUAAAGGGGACUGACCUGAAUUCGAACUCAUGUCUCAAGCCUUCUUAGGCAAUAUGAUAACCAAUGUGCUAGUGGAGAGCUUAUGAACACGGAGGAUCAUAUAGUUAUCUAUUGUUUUUAUAGUCUUGACUUAUUUAUCAGGCUUGUGUUCAUUAAGACUUAAUCGGAUGACUUAUAAAGGGGACUAAUUCAGCUUAUAGCACAACUUCAGUCAAUUACAAGUUCUAGCUCUUGUUCAAGAUACCAAACAAAUAAUUUAUUACCAUAACUAUUUAAUUUUUUAAAUUAUUUAUCAUAUGUUGUCAGCUAAAAGAAAUAAUUUUGCAAAAUUUCAGCUUGAUCCCAGAUUGGGUGUGGAGAAUGUGUACAAACUUUUGACCAGACAGACAAAGGGAGUUAAUAUAAGCUUUGAAAAAUUCUAACUGGUAAUGAGUUCUGUGGCUUUAUUUACGUUUUUUUAUUUUCAGUCAUUCCUUAACACGUUAGAGCCAACAGCUGUUAGUGUUAGAACUCUAGACUAACUUGUUUACUAUUCAAAGUGCAUACCACAUACCAGGUAGACAUCAUUGAAUGUGUGUCCCUGUGGUACUCUUAACUGAUGUUUUUUUAUGAAACAUAAGAAGAAUUUUUCGAAGUUACAGCUCAUUAGAAGUGUGAAGGAAAUAGCACUAAAAAUAAAUUUGAAGAUAAUUAGCAGAUAUCUUGUGUGUCUGAGUCAAACUAUCAAUAUCAGGUCAGCAUGACAUUCUGAAUGUUUAAAAUGCCAAUGCAGCUCUAUCUUAAUCUUUCAUCAGUCCUCUGUUUUGUCAAUUCACAUAACAUCAUUGAACACAAGCUGAUAAAAAAUAUAAAUGUCAUUUGUUAAGUAUUUUUUGAAAUAACAUUGUUAGAUCUAAAUACAGUGUGAAAAAUUCAAACAUAUUUUUUUCUGUCCAGAUCUUUAAACAUUUCUUGCCACUUGGCAUAACAAAUCUUACUACAACUUAUUUAUUUUUUCUUUAAUUAUUUUCUUUUUAAUUGAUCUAUACUUAAUUUUUAAAAAAAAAAAAAAGCUGUGCAAACAUAUUUUGAAUAUUUUUUUCCUAUAAUUUUAUUUCGAAAAUUGUGUUCUAAUUCAUCUCAUCUCUUUUUGUAUUGCAUUAGGUAAUUAAAAUUAAACUAUGUAAUUAAUUAGUAUAAUAAUUAGUUUCAAAUGUUUGAAGCUCUAAUUUAAAAUGAUGUUAUUAUGAUCAGAAAACUGUUUUCUAUUUGGCUACUCUAUUGAUGUGAAUGUAACCAUAUUAAUUUGUCUUUCAUAAAUAUAUAUGUUUAUGUAAUUUAUAUAUAUAUAUAUGGAAUGGUGGGUAGAGAGAGGAUAUGAUUAUAAUUAUAAACUACAUGCCUUUGUUAAAUAUUCUUUUUUAAAAUACAAAUAUGGUUAACAA